AUGCUGGGCUUUCAUUGGAGCUUCAUCGCCUUGCUGGGUUUCCAGACAGUUCCCGCAUGCUCCCGCGAGGUGAAGCUCUUGCCAUACUUGUUGGGAACGGCUCCGAGGCCAGCCAAGUGGCUGGCGCUGAAGAAUUCCAAUGAAAGGAAGAAAUUUCGGCAAGCCACAUGCUCAUUUGCCUCGAUCGGCUUCAUGAGCAACCUGGCGCGACUGACCUUCAUGAUGCGAAACAUCGUGAACUCCUGCCCUCAGUCGGCAAUUGAUACUGCAUCCUACCAGCCUGGGGAAGAGGCCACACUUCCGGUUAAAGUUUGCCUGCUGAGUACCACCGCCUUGUUUGCGGCUCUGGCUCAACUUGCACGAUCCCUAACGGUCCUGAUCUCCACCUGCGAACGCACUGCCACAGUGGAUGAGGGCUGCGCCGCGUCGAUUGAGACCUUGAUGGUGCCCGCCGUGCUCUUCAUCAACGGCGGCAUCGCCAUCUCUGCAGCCUGCGACAAAGGAGCUAUUGACCUUCCGAAAGAGAUUGAGCCGGGGCGACGUUUGAUGAAUCCAUUGGAUUUGCCUGUGAAGCGUCAAUGGGACAUUGCUCAAUGUACAGUGGAUGCCAUUGACGCGACGCGCUCGGUGGCGGCGAUAGGCUUGUCCAUGGACGCGGUGGCACGGAAUUGCCCGGUGAACUACGCGACGCCCUUCACGGAGGAGCUCAGCCGGACUGCCUGCACGGUGGACGUUUCAGUGCUGCUGACCUCCUUUACAAGACUGGUUUUCUAUCUCGCUCUGGCAGUGAAUCACUGCUCCCCAGAACCUGAGAGAGAUGCCAUUUGCCUGGUGGGCGUGGCGGCCAUUGCUGCUGGAGGGACCACCACAUCUGCCGGUGCCGCGGGGACCCAUGCCAAUGAGACACUGCCUGAAGAAGAUGCGGCUGCCGCUGCCGCUGCAGAUGCCGCUGUCAACAACGCGCCCUUCAAUAUCAUUCGGCGGUUGGUGAAGCGAAGGCGGCUCAGAAGUCUAAAUCGGAGCCGAGAAAUGGAGCGAAUUGAUGAGAUCUGGCUGAAGCUGGGAUACAACCUCUCAGAUGCAAAUGCAAGUUGGUUGAAGGAGGACAGCAACCCGGAGAUCUUAGAGAUCCAGGAAUGUGGCGUCAUCUCUGACCGCUUCGCAGCCGGAAUGGGCUCCUGGCAUGCCAUUGAAGGUGCGGGGUGGCGCAACGAGGUUUUGGGGGAGCCUAUGACGCUGGAAGAAGAUGCCUUGGCAUGCCAAGCGAGAUGUUCCGGGAGACUUGGCACGGUUGAAGCCGCUAUUCGCACGCUGGUUUGGGAAUAUCAUGAAAUGCUAGUCAGAGCCAUGGUUGAGCUAGGGCUCUGCCAUUUGGCGCCAGCCAAUGCGACAAAGCUCCAGCCAGUGCUGAAUUUUGUGGGAGGGCCCAAGGUGUGCGAAUAUGAAUUCAAGACCCAAGAUGGUGAAUUCACCCAAGAUGGUGGUGACACGCAGUGGCCUAUGUUGGGACAAUGUACCCUUGUAGGCUUUCUUGCUGUGUUGAUUAUUAGUGCAGUGAUUUGUCAGCCCCAUAAGGAGAUUUUUGGGUUCAACUUUCAUCGCAUAGGACGUAUGGCCUCGCCAUACGCUGCUGCGCCAAUAGUGCCUGCUGUUGAGGAAGAUGCAUAG
Durusdinium trenchii is the source of this 1668-nucleotide messenger RNA. NCBI's taxonomy places the organism in Eukaryota, Dinophyceae, Suessiales, Symbiodiniaceae. The record is from the annotation of a GenBank genome assembly.